Molecule: messenger RNA, 2520 nt
Organism: Marchantia polymorpha subsp. ruderalis
Lineage: Eukaryota; Viridiplantae; Streptophyta; Marchantiopsida; Marchantiales; Marchantiaceae
Source: the annotation of a GenBank genome assembly
UAGUAUCUCCAUGCCAUGAACGGACAGACGCCGGAAGCGAAGAUGGACCAGAUUCCUCACGGGGAAGAGAGAAGAAUAUUUAAUUGUACGGGCGGUCGGAAAGACGGAGUAGCAGAGGAGCCCGUUUUCUCGUGCAAAAGCGGAUCAUGUAGAGCUGAGACGGUCUCAUGUUGCGGUGGAAUCGCGCUGAGCGUUUGAGGUCGUGAGGAGCGAUAUGUUCCGGCGAGCUGCCCUGGGCUCCGAGAAAGCUGCCUGCCAUGCGCGAUCUCCGAAGUGACGGGUUCUGAACUCGAAUUUCUGGCCCGCGACAGGAGUCCCUAGGAGUGGAGACGAGCGGAGAGGUCGAGCCGUCGAGACUGGUAUCUGGUGAUCGUGGGGGAGAGGCCCGACCGGCAGAGAUGGAAACUUCGAGCGGGGAACCGACCUCGAAUGGAUUCGUGAAGCCUCCUGACUUCCGUCGAGAGGAAUCCGGCCGGGGAGGAGCAGCUGUGGAAAGUAAUGGGCACGGGUUGGGGAUGGGCUUGACUUUGCGGUUAGUGCAGGAGCUGGAAGGGCAUUCCGAUAGAGUGUGGAGUGUGAGUUGGAGUCCAUCUGGUCAUACUCUCGCCUCUUGCAGUGGUGAUAAAUCUUGUCGACUUUGGGAAAAUUUAACCACGUCGCCUUCCUCGUCAACGUGGAGGUGUCAGGCAGUCUUGGAAGGUGGUCACACACGAACAAUAAGGUCAUGCGGCUGGUCGCCUGAUGGGAAGCUUCUUGCCACGGCAAGCUUUGAUGCCACCACUGCUGUUUGGGAAGUAACUGGAGGUGAAAUCGAGAACGUUGCAACCCUUGAGGGCCACGACAACGAGGUGAAAAGUGUCGCUUGGAAUUCUUCUGGGACGUAUUUGGCAACUUGCAGCCGUGAUAAACACGUUUGGAUUUGGGAUGUACAGCCAGGAAAUGAGUUUGAGUGCAUGUCUGUUUUAUCUGGCCAUACACAAGACGUUAAAUUCGUAGCUUGGCACCCAACCAAAGAUAUUCUGGUCUCAGCCAGUUAUGAUAAUGCCAUCAAGGUCUGGGCAGAAGAUGGCGACGGAGAUGAUUGGCGAUGUGUCCAAACUUUAGCUGAACCUGGACGGGGUCAUUGCUCUACUGUCUGGGCUCUUGCUUUCGAUAAAGAUGGUGACCGUCUGGUCUCUUGUAGCGAUGACUUGACACUGAUGGUCUGGGAUACGAGCGCAGAUUUGGCAGACUUGUCAGGAUCCGGUCAAGCUCAAUGGAAGCAUUCAACCACAAUAUCUGGGUACCACGAUCGGACCGUUUUCUCUGUACAUUGGUCAAGGGUUAAUGGCCUAAUUGCCAGCGGUGCUGCAGACGAUUGCAUACGUAUAUUUGCUGAAAACCGAGAGGAUUCGUCCGCACUGCCUGGAGAAAGCAGUUUCAGUAUGGUGGCCAAAAAGGUGAAAGCGCACAGUACCGAUGUGAAUUGCGUGCAGUGGCAUCCAACGGAUCCGAGAAUAUUAGCCUCGGCAGGGGAUGAUGGAACGAUCAAGAUAUGGGAAGUCAUCGGAGACCUAUCUCUUGUCGGCUAAGAAACUGAUAUGUUCAUGAUUCUCGUGUCUGGGCGAAUCUUCCGAGCUCUAACUAGACAGAUUUCCCUGCCUUCAGUAACUGACUUGAAUACUUCCCUUGUUCUCUUCAAGGUUUGCAUGUUGAGGAGAGGCGGUUGCCUCUAUUUAUAUGCACGAUAUGUACAUAUGGUCAUUAUAUGUACAUAUGUUCAUUACUUUCUGUAGGCCUGGUCUCUGAAGAGGACUACUGGUUGAUCUUUCACAACGUAGGGUUGGUUUUCCAGGGCCGUUCAACUCGCUUUGAGCGCUAUUUGAAAAGGCCGAAGGUAAAUCUAACUUCUUCAAUUUUCGGCUCCUGUCCUUGUUGAGUUUGAUCAAGUAGCGGUCAACAAUCUGUUCACUGAGCCGGAAUUGUAGGGAAUACAUGAGACGCAUGUGCCAUGUGUUGCUUGCCAAAGAGUAUCUGGUUUCGAAAGAUUACUCUCCAGCCUACAUACUACAUUGGUAGCGAUAUGAGGUUAGGACCCAUCCCCGGGUGCACAGUACUCCCGCGACAUGCCCGUGCACUGAGCUUCAUAAAACUCAAAGUUCAACAAGCGCAAGGGCGCAAGGGUGCAAGGGUGAGCAGAAUCAUCAGCGAUUCGGGGACAUCGGAAACGUCUUGUACAUUCAACGCGAGCUGUAUUAUGCAGGUGAAAGCAAUUGGAAUUACUGUUGUAAACCUUGCGGAUUUAGAGGGAGUAAAGGGUGUGUGACUAACUUUGCUGCCGCACUGAAUACUUGAAUACUCAAGUUCGUGCUGACAAUUUGCUCAUUUCAAUAAAUCUCUUUACACCUUUUCCACUUUCUUGGCGAAAUGUUUUUCCUAGACCUUUUCCCUACAGUCAUGUGACCUUAAAAAACGGAAUUGGAAGUAUGGAUACGAUUGCAUAAUUAGCCUGUAUAAGGAAGCGAUUUGAGGUAUAUUGAC